Polistes canadensis is the source of this 5229-nucleotide messenger RNA. RefSeq names its product RNA-binding protein Nova-1 (gene pasilla). Gene Ontology annotation, molecular function: mRNA binding. Lineage: Eukaryota; Metazoa; Arthropoda; Insecta; Hymenoptera; Vespidae. The coding region runs from base 1638 to 3077 and encodes 479 amino acids. The transcript has 5 exons. Gene Ontology annotation, cellular component: cytoplasm; nucleus. The record is from RefSeq and is a predicted model, not a curated record. Gene Ontology annotation, biological process: regulation of alternative mRNA splicing, via spliceosome; mRNA splicing, via spliceosome.
AUCGAACGUCCUCCGUGACGAUUCUUUCAUACCAAUAUUUUUUCUCAUGCGCAUUCUAACUCGGUGGUCGCACGCACGAUUCUCCUCUCCUCUCCCCACUCCUCUGCCCACUCUCUCUCUCUCUCCCCCUCCCUCUCUCCUAUCAUCUAUCCAUCCACCCAUCUCCAUGCACCAACAUCCAUGCAUCCAAACAUCAAUGCAUUUCCUUCUUCCUUGUUUCUCCCCUUUCGAUUAAUUUGUCACGUUCAUCUUCCUCUCUCUCUCUCUCUCUCUCUUUUUUCCUUUUUACGCGCGCCUUUGACAAUUUCGUUUAGUGGUUACUGCUGUUGACACAGCGAUCACCUCGCGCGCUCCUUCUGUCUUUCUCCCUCUCCCUCUCUCUCUCUCUCUUUCUCUCUCUCUCUCUCUCCCUCUCUCCUCUCCCUCUUUAACUCUCUCUCUUAUGUACGUUCGUUCUUUAAUACACUCGAACGACGAUCGCUAAAAUCCUGGCUACCCAUUGUGCCGCUCAACCGAACGAUCGACCAUUCCCUUUCGGUUUUGACUGUAAACGAUCAGCUAAUGUCUUCUCAUAGAUCGAGGCUAAAACGCGGUAUAAUGAUGGUGCACAGCGAUUUGCGCAUCCCUUCAUGCCACGUCUCAUUUUCUACUCAUCCUCUAUCUCUCUCUAUCUCUAUCUCUAUCUCUACCUUUCUUUCUUUUUCACGCGCGCAUUUUAUCUAUCCGGUUUAUUACGUGGUGAUGUUGUUGGGUUAAGUCAAACUAAUAGAAACCACCAACGACGAAGACGACGUCGACAUAUCAGCCAACGUCAACGUCGUGCGCCGCGCGGCGACGCGUCGCAUGUGUUUGGGGAUUUUCUUUCUCUCUCUCUCUCAUUCACGCGAAGAAGAAAAAAGAAGGAGAGUUGGGUUUUUCGUUGGGCCAAGCGGAUGGCCGAGUAGCAGCAACAGCAAUCGCGAUACGGCUGUCGUCGUCGUCGUCGUCAUCGUCGUCGUCUACGACGUUAAUGGAGGAUCGUGACAAGACGCUCGACAGUUUCGUGACUGUGCAACUUCGUCAUCAAUCUCGUGGCAGCAGUUACUUUGCUUGCGCUAGAGUCGAUUCCUCCUCCUCUUCCUCUUUCCUUAUUACAUUUCCUUCAUCUUUCUUUUCCUAUUUUUCGUCUAUCGGUACUAUACAACGGCGAAAACGACGACAACAACACUGUCGACGGACGCAACUCGCAUGUCAAUUUUUAUGUCAUCAACCACCUAUACUUCUCGUCAAUUACCAUCGUCUUCGUUGGAUUUCCAUAGUACAGUGACGUUGUUAUUAUCGUUUAAGUUUGUUCUGGCAAAAAACGCAAGAUCGUAUCUACCUCCUCUUCUUCUUCUACUUCUUCACCUCUUCUAUAUUCUCGCUUUUGGCAUCGUAUCUGCCAUCGCCUAUACGCCUACGUUGUCGUUACUGUCUGCUACCGCUGCUAUCGUCGUCAUCGUCGUCGUCGUCGUCGUCGUUGUUGCCACCGCCACAUCGUCGUCAUCGUCGCCACCACCCGCCAUCAUCACCACCACCACUACCACUACUAUUACUACUACUACUAUACUACUCCACCACCACCACCGUGUUAGACGCAAACUGGCAGAGUUACUAGGAUGUGGCGUAUCGGAGGAGAUGGAACGUAUCAUCUUAAAGUAUUGGUCCCUGGUGUGGCUGCCGGAGCCAUUAUUGGUAAAGGUGGAGAAACUAUUGCCCAGCUUCAAAAGGAUACAGCAGCAAGAGUAAAAAUGUCUAAAUCGCAUGACUUUUAUCCAGGCACUACCGAAAGAGUAUGUUUAAUAACUGGUAGCGUAGAAGCCAUAAUGGCUGUUAUGGAUUUCAUUAUGGAAAAAAUUCGAGAAAAGCCAGAUCUUACAUCUAAAACCACAGUGGAUUUUGAAUCCGGUAAAGCAAUGGCAGAAAGAGACAAACAGGUAAAGAUCUUAGUGCCUAACAGCACUGCAGGGAUGAUUAUAGGAAAAGGUGGUAAUUACAUAAAACAAAUUAAAGAAGAAUCUGGAUCUUACGUGCAAAUUAGUCAGAAAGCUAAAGAUUUAUCGCUUCAAGAACGAUGUAUCACUGUAAUAGGUGAAAAAGAAAAUAAUCGAAAUGCAUUAUUGAUGAUCCUAGCAAAGGUAGCAGAUGACCCACAAAGUGGUACAUGUUUGAACGUCAGUUACGCAGAUGUAAGUGGGCCAGUUGCCAAUUACAAUCCUACAGGCAGUCCCUAUGCUCAAGCUCCAACAAGUACACCUACGUACACUUCCACUGCUGGUCUUAAUACAGUAAGUCUCUUGAAUGGCGCUGGACUGAGCCUUAACUUGAACUUAGGUGCUGCUAUCACUGCUGGUACAGCUCCAGUAACAACGCAACUUUUAGAACAUAUAAAGUUGAACCUGCGUACAACAGGUUUCUCAGAACCUGCUGCUACUGAAAUUUUAACCGCUAUCGCUACUCUCGCAAAGUACAAUAUCCUUGGGAUGGGUAUUGGAAUGCCCUCGAGUAUGAGUUAUUUGGGAAAUCCAAUGGAUAAUGCUACAACAGCCAAUGGUUCUAACAAUAAUGGUGGGGUCUUUGGGCCAAUUGGAACAGUUCCUGCGCUGGGAUCAACUUCGCCUACUCCACGCACUACCCUUGAUAGAUACGAGCCCUUUGAUCCGUUUAGACAGAACAACACUGCUGCCAGUGCUAUUCAUCUGAACAACAAUUCAUUUGGUCUGGGCACUAACCAGCUAUCACUUGUAAGUAAGAGUCCUACACAGGUAGACGCCAACAACAAGGAGACCAAGAAAGUAGACAUAGAAAUUGCAGAGGUUAUAGUGGGAGCUAUUCUGGGACCCGGUGGUCGUGCCCUCAUUGAGAUUCAGCACCUAAGUGGCGCCAACAUACAAAUCUCUAAGAAAGGCAUGUUUGCCCCUGGUACCAGGAACCGCAUAGUGACUAUCACGGGUUAUCCCAAUGCGAUCGGCACUGCUCAAUACUUGAUCGAGCAGAGGAUCAGUGAAGAGGAAGCAAAACGAGCACGUCAAAAUGCCAUCGCCAGUAUGAUUCAUUGAUUUCAAGUACAACAUUCUUGAUCAUCUCCAUUAUCAGGCUCCGUUGUUCGCCUCUUCACACUUUGAGAUGCUUCGGCAGCUCCUUUCUCCCUUCUUUAACACUUGUCCACUACCACCACCUACCACCCGUUGUCAUCUAUCGCUGCAUCACUAUAGCGCUUGCAUUCUCUCAUCACUAUUCAUGCAUCCAUCAUGGCUCGUCACACAACAUUGAUAUAUCUUUUAAGGUUAUUAUGAUAUAAAUAUUAUAUGUUAUAUGAUAACUACUACAAUUGUUCUGUGAUACACCACAUUACGGGGCUUUAUCACAUAUAAUACACACAUACUACAUCAGAGUCACAUAAUAUAUCUAGUUAUACGAUAUAAUAUAUUGACAGGUGAUCUGACAAAACUGCUAUGAACUAGAUGUGACCACAAACUUUUAAGAUAUGUGGCAGAUGCUACGGAGAAUCAUCUUUCUUCUUUCUGUUUUAAAUAAUAUAUAUUGACUGAAUAUUACUCGAAAUUUAUGUCAUACAGAACUCAUUUGAAAGUCUUUUAAAUGAGACGUGAGUAUUUCACGCUGAGUUUCAGAAAGAAAGACAAAAAAUCACUUUUGUUGUUUGAUUUUUCAUCAAAAAACCAUAUCUAAAUUAUUACGUUAAAAAUUGUUCCUUGAAUAGCAAAUGUCUAGGCUAAACAAGAUCUUACUCGCUUAACAUCUUGUUCAAAGAAAUGUGUUAAGUAUAGAGUAAUACCUUGCCAAAACCAAAGAUUUUCCAUAUACAAGUUAAAGAUGGACUUGGCUUGAAGUUAAAUAUGCAUACAGAAUAAGAGCUAUUCUAAAUAUGAACAUAUAUUUAUAUAUAUAUAUCAAAGCUGGCUGGACCAGUUGAGUACAUAAAGAAUAAUCAUGAACUGUUGCCAAGUAUCAUUUUUAACUCGAAAUCGUUGGAUUCACGCAUUAAUAGAAUUUAUCUAUUUUGUGUAAUAUUUAGAUAAGUACACUCAAAAGUAGUCUAAUUUUUGACUUUAUUAUUCAUCAUAUACUCACUUAUAACAGUAAAAGCCUAUAUGAUCAUGUCCAUUUAAAUGAUUUCUUUUCUUAUUAUAAUAACAAACAUUUCCAUAGCUUAACUGUACAGUUGGUGGUCCUUGUUUUUUUUUUCCUUUUUUUUCUUACAUAAAUAUUAUCAUAUUAAACACUCAUAUUAUUAUCUUUAAUUUUCAGAUAUAUAUAUAUACCUAUAUAUGUAUUAAUUAAAUAUGAACCUGAAUUUAAUAUAUUACUAGAAAAUUUUUAUCUUAUCUCACAAUAUAGUAAUAAAUAGAAUUAACAUGAUAAAACACAUAAAUAAAUACAUACAUUAUACUAUAUUGUACAUUAUCUACAUUGUAAAAAUAUUUUUUGCGCAUAUUUGUGCGCAAAUUAUUGUUAUUUGAUAACACUGCUUUUAUUCACCAUACAAUUUUUUAUAUAAAAACAUUUGCUAUUUGAUUGGAAUUAUGUCAUAUACAUAAAUACAUACAUACAUACAUACAUACAGAACAUACAUACAUACAGAACAUACAUACAUACAUACAGAACAUACAUACGUAUACUUCAUGAUUCAUCGCAUUAUCAACAAAUUAUAUAAGUUUCUUAGAUACGAGAGUGAAAUACAAUCACGUCAUACAUUCCUGAGAUCUGUAUGACAGAGUUUAUGUAGAAUCUUGUCAAGUUUAUUCGUAUUAAAUCUGAGCAAAACUCAAAGCAGACCCAUAAUUAAAAUUCCUGUUUUUUUAAACAGAGCAGGGGUCAUUGUUUAAUAAGGGGAAAAUAAAAAGAGAAAGAAAAUAUAUAGAAAAAACUAUUUGGAACUCUUGUUUCAAUAUGGUGGUGUUCGAUCGAAUGCAGUCUGUAUUUUCUUUUUUAUAAAAGAGAAUAAUACUGACGUUUAAAAUCACUUUAUCUUUGCGGAUAGGUAAUAAGACGGGGGUGAUAUAAGAUAGGUGGUUAAUUAAUAAUGGGUAUAGAAAAACUAGCGAGUAAAAUUAUUUAGCUGUAGCGUCUAAUGAUGAAAUGUAUAAGUGUACAUGAGUACAAUUCAUAGCUGGAGGCGCUGGCUCACCACUCUUAAAAAUAAUGACUUGUAUAUUUAUAAAUAUCGCAUAACAUGAAUAAUAACAGUAA